AUGGACGCCGCCGUGGAGCGCCUCAAGACCGGCUUCGAGAAGUUCAAGACCGAUGUCUAUGACAAGCAGCCGGAUAUGUUCGAGCCGCUCAAGACCGGCCAGAAACCCAAGUACAUGGUGUUCGCGUGCGCCGACUCGCGGGUGUGCCCGUCGGUGACCCUGGGGCUGGAGCCCGGCGAGGCCUUCACCGUCCGCAACAUCUCCGCCAUGGUCCCGCCCUACUGCAAGAACAAGUACGCCGGUGUUGGGUCCGCCAUCGAGUACGCCGUCUGCGCUCUCAAGGUUCAGGUCAUCGUCGUGAUUGGCCACAGCCGCUGCGGCGGAAUCAAGGCGCUCCUGUCGCUCAAGGAUGGCGCCGACGACUCAUUCCACUUCGUCGAGGACUGGGUCAGGAUCGGCUUCCCUGCCAAGAAGAAGGUGCAGAAGGAGUGCGCCGAGAUGUCUUUCGAGGACCAAUGCGGCGCCUUGGAAAAGGAGGCCGUCAACGUGUCCCUCCAGAACCUCAACACCUACCCCUUCGUCAAGGACGCCCUGACCGCCGGAACUCUCAAGCUCGUCGGCGGCCACUACGACUUCGUCUCCGGCAAGUUCGACACGUGGGAGCUCUAGAUCUUCCCGUGCGUCGGUUAACCCCUCCUACACAUACAUAUACGUAUACAUAUGCCAAGAUAUCUUCCCCACCGACCGACCGACCGAUCGACGUGGAUGCAGUGCCAUGGAGUGCGUGCUUAUUAUUUUUUGCAGUGCCGAAUGCUGGAUGGCUCGAUGUGAAUUUGUAAUAAGCCAUAGUUGUUUCUACCAUUUUCUGACGCCCGGCUGUACGAGUGAUGCAUAAUUUGAUCGCCUUGUGAUCGAAAGACAUCUUAUAUAAUUAUUUUAAUAAUAUUUUCGCCGAGAGUUUUACCUUUU
Lolium rigidum is the source of this 909-nucleotide messenger RNA. Its product is annotated as carbonic anhydrase, chloroplastic-like. The transcript is spliced from 7 exons. The record is from RefSeq and is a predicted model, not a curated record. Bases 1 to 609 code for a protein of 202 amino acids. NCBI's taxonomy places the organism in Eukaryota, Viridiplantae, Streptophyta, Magnoliopsida, Poales, Poaceae. Gene Ontology annotation, biological process: carbon utilization. Gene Ontology annotation, molecular function: carbonate dehydratase activity; zinc ion binding.